AUGAGGUAUCCAAGAAGAAUUAAACUAGAACAAUUGAGCCCUCUUGCAGGUACUGGGAAGAAGCCAAGAGUGAUCACCUUUGAUGCUUACAAUACCCUUUACUCCACUACACUUCCAGUGAUGGAACAAUACUCGAGAGUAGGCAAGAAAUAUGGUAUAAAUACAAGCGCCGAAAAACUGGCAGCUAAAUUUCCUACGAAGAUCAACAUCCAAACUAUGGCAAGGCACACAGGGAUUUCUCCGAAAGAUUGGUGGGGAAUAUUGAUUUCUGACGUCUUUGCUCCCAUCUAUGUUCCUCAGAAGAUGAUUGUCGAAAUUUUACACGUAUUUGAUGGUUUUGGCGCAUAUACGGUUUAUCCGGAUCUGCUAGAGUUCCUGAAACUAAUAAAACAAAAAUAUCCAGAGGUUAUUCUCGGCGUAUUGAGUAACACUGACCCGAUCAUGUACACUUUACUGAAAAACAUCGGUCUGGAACCAUAUUUUGACAGCAACGUCUAUCUAUCUUAUGAUCUGGAAGUGGCUAAGCCAGAUCCCAAGUUCUUCGAGUUAGUAUUACAGAACCUAGUUGAACGACACCCUGAGUUGAUUGCGGGUUCUACCAUUGAGGGGCUCAAGUCCUGCUGCUGGCAUGUUGGUGACGAAGAUACCAAUGAUCUGCAAGGCCCCUAUAAUGCAGGCUGGAACGCGGUUUUGAUAGAUAGAACUGAUAAGUACAAGCACUUAUCAGAAACUUCAGACGGGCUUCAACGACAGACACACGCAUUAUACACUGAUAAAAUUGAUAACAAUGCGUCAGAGAGCUGGGGGUUGUCGAUGAAGCAGACCGACGCUAUACAGUUAUCAGAUUGUCAAUAUGUUGUCUCCAACUUCAGGACUUUGACAAAGGUUCUGUUUGAGUAG
Messenger RNA from Lachancea nothofagi CBS 11611, 900 nucleotides. The record is from the annotation of a GenBank genome assembly. Lineage: Eukaryota; Fungi; Ascomycota; Saccharomycetes; Saccharomycetales; Saccharomycetaceae.